Messenger RNA from Paramuricea clavata, 5614 nucleotides. Lineage: Eukaryota; Metazoa; Cnidaria; Anthozoa; Malacalcyonacea; Plexauridae. The record is from the annotation of a GenBank genome assembly.
AUCAUAUCCUGUGGAGCGGCCUGGCACUAGUAAACUUGGGGCGGUGGAACGGAAGCCCGGUUACUUGUUGCCAUCUUUGCCCUGAAAGUGAGUGGAAAAGAUCGCAAAAUAAAGCUAAAUUUUCUCUCUACAAUGGAUUCGAAAGGGCACAAGAUUGUUGUGUGUGAUAAUGGAACUGGGGUACGUAUCUUGACCGAGUUUUGUGCCACGAUCUAGGCUGUAACUGCUUGAUUCCUUCAAUAUUUGGUUGUACAUUUUAGUUUGUGAAAUGUGGAUUUGCAGGAUCCAACUUUCCUGAACAUAUAUUCCCGUCGUUGGUUGGACGGCCUAUCAUUCGUUCGACGGCAAAAGUCGGCGAUAUAGAAGUGAAGGUAUUAAUGUUUUUAAUCACGGGUUAAUUCAUGUACUUUUAGCUCUUGUUAAAAUAAUUUAAACGAGUAAUUGCAUAACUUCUGCCUUAGUCUGGGUUAAUAUGAAUGCACUUCCUGUUACAGGACUUGAUGGUCGGAGACGAAGCCAGCCAGCUAAGGCAUAUGUUAGAAUGCAAUUACCCCAUGGAUAACGGAAUUGUAAGAAGCUGGGAUGAUAUGAAACACAUUUGGGAUUACACAUUUGGGCCUACAAAAUUAAAUCUUGAUACAAAAAAUUGCAAGGUAUAUUAUUAUAAAUAUUUCAUUAUUGUCCAAGUUUCUAUUAUGUACUUGUCAGAAUUGUUAAAUUUCCUGUGGUUUAUUGACAGGUUUUACUAACUGAACCACCCAUGAACCCGAUGAAAAACAGGGAAAAAAUGAUUGAGGUUUGUCUCGAAAUAAAUCAACAUAUGUAAAAUGAAAUUGUUGUUUGUUUUUGUGUAAAAUCCAACACAAUAUUUAAUUUCUUUGUGGUUCUUAUUAAAAGGUUAUGUUUGAAACUUAUGAGAUGGCUGGUGUUUACAUUGCUAUACAAGCUGUUCUAACAUUGUACGCUCAAGGUAUUGUACAUAGACAGAUUUUGCUCGGGGGGAGGGUUGCCAAAUAUUCAGGGGGAGUGAGCAAGAGGCUGUGUAGUGCCAUCGAGCAAAGCCCCCAGGACAUUCUUGGUCUUAUUUCAAAGUCCUUGUUUCAAUCAUACUACUGUUGUUUAAUCCAACAAGCAUUUAAAUUUAAAUACCUGUGGUUCCGGUUUCAUAUUGUGAAAAAAUUAGGGUCGGUAGGUCGGAAAUAAAUUUUUUUUUGAAUAUUUUUUUCAUGGUUUUGGCGUUUUUUUGUUGGGCGAUUUGCAGUAGAAUCCUGACAUCAAUAGUGUUGCAACAGACGCCAUUUUGGCAUGCUAUAUGAGCGGCCCGCAACCACCUGGAGAAAAUAGGGUCGCACAGUCAAUCGCGUUGAAAAAGUAAUAGGGUCAGCAGAAAAAAGGUAUUUCUUUUACGCCUUAUAUAAAAAACCCACAUACAGUUAUGAUUGAAGGAUUGGACAACAGAACUAGAAUCCCAUACUAAGUUCAUCCAACUAAAACACAACAUAUUACGGGCUACAAACUGGAUAACAUAAUACUGAUUUGACAGGCCUAAUUUACACAAUAUAAACAUGCAAGAAUAAAUACCACACUACUGUGAAAUUAUUUGUGAGGUUCAGAUUUGAUCACCACCACUAGUUGGAAAUCACUAACCACUCACAUGCAAACCAGGUCAGGGUUUGUGAGGGUAUGCACCCCCCCCCCUCAAAUAUUAUAUAUAUCAAAUCCCCAUUAGUUUACAGUAGUGUGAGGACUUUAAUCAACUCCACAGAGCCACCUGAAGCAUUUACAAAAAAGAAUGAAAGAAAUGCUCAAUUUUAAUUCCAUCAGCUCCGACUAUGGGUCCUUGACAGCUUAUAGUGGACCAUUCUAACAGAAUUCUUUGUUUUACUUAUUCCAGGUUUAUUGACUGGAGUGGUUAUUGACUCUGGUGAUGGUGUCACUCACAUUUGUCCAGUUUACGAAGGCUUUGCAUUACCACAUUUAACGAGAAGACUCGAUAUUGCCGGCCGUGAUAUCACCAAGUACUUGAUUAAAGUAAGGCCUUACAUUAAAUGAGGUGACAUAGUAACCAAGGUUAAUAUCAUAGGAACCACGCGCAGUCUGGGUACGACAUGUGUCCUUAGGUUAUCGGAUAUAGAGAGUGCCAAGCAGACUCACACGUCAUUAGCUAACUCAUAGCCAACUGCAAUAUUAAUAAGAAUAAUAUUAUAAUAUGUUGAUAAUGUAAUAUUAAUUACACUAAUUAAAAUACAGUUCUCAUCUUGCAUUCCUUCAAAAUUAAUAACAAAUCCAAUGAAAAAUACAUAUCUAUACAAUUAUAUUUUAUUUUGUAGCUGUUAUUGUUGAGAGGAUAUGCAUUCAACCACACGGCUGACUUCGAAACUGUUCGUAUGAUGAAGGAAAAAUUAUGUUAUGUCGGGUAAGAUUGCAAUUGUUUUAAACUCCUGUAAGUUAAGACAAGCAAAUGUUCUUGCAAGACUGUGUACUUAGACCCACAUGUAAUUUUGAUAAUGAAACUUUUUUUAUUUCCACAAUUUAGUUACAACAUUGAACAAGAACAGAAGCUUUCAACUGAAACAACAGUGCUUGUUGAGCAAUACACGGUUAGUAUUUUUAAAUACAUUAAUUUUACACCAUAUUUACAUUAUAUCAUCAGGGCUUGAAAUAACAGCUGAUCGCUGAUCAAUGAUUGGCAAGAAAUUGCUUAUGAGGCAAUAUGUGGGUUUCCCGACCCUACCUAGCUUUUGGAUGCCAAAAUCCCGAUGCCGAAAUCCCUAAACUUUAUUAUUGUUUCAUGCUUGUAAGUGUUUCCACUGAGAGGAAAAUGUUUGUGGAAAAUGGAUAUUUGAGGCAAUAUUAGGAAAUUUAUUUUUGGAUGUGGAAGCACUGACUAAACAAAAUGGCAUCUGGUUGUUAGGAAAAAACCGACCUACCCUACCUAAGUUUUUACAAGAAGAAAUAGGAAACCCACAUAUAUUUUUUUUGGCCUGAUUGGUGGAAAAGCAGAGUUCCAACCUGAAAAAGCAGGGAAAGUCAUGACUCUGCUGAUCACCAUGAUCAGGAACUUUGGGAAUUUUAUUUCAAGCCUUGUACCAUAGGCAGAUCUAUGGGUAUAGUGUUGGACUGCACACCCCCUCCUAUAUCUGUUGCCCCCCAAAGCACAAUUUGACAUUGGUCAAUGAUUACCAAGUUUUCCAUGGGUUCUGAAACUUUUCAUUAGUAGGUGCAGUAACUGAGGGUGUACUCCCCUGCAUUCUCCCCCUCCUCACACACAAAUAGUAAACACUGAUCAAUGAUGACCAAAAUUUCCAUCAUGUUUUGACUUUGGUUGCAGCCAGCCACAUUGACUAUCCAAAGGUGUAUCCCCCUAAUAUAGCUUGCGCCUCCCUCCUGUACCACAAAAGGACUAAUACUGGACAAAAAGUCAAUGUUAAAUGUAACUUUUGAUAGUAGCUUCAGUUGCUAGGCAAUGGUGCAAACCCACCCUUGCAGAAAAUCAUCACUCCCCCUCCCACAUAAGGCAGCAGUAACAUUGACCACAUUGGUCAAGAAGUCUCUAUGCUUUAUUAACUUUUGAUAACAGGUUUAAUGGUUAGGAAGAAUGGACUAUCUCCUCAACAAUUUUUACUUUCUCUGCCAGUUAGGUCUGGUGCACACAAUGUGAUUAUAGUCAGCUGGUUUUAUUUGAACAAGAUAAAAUUGUUUUGAUAUUGUCCAAUUUUUUACUGGCCGACCAAAAUUGCCAUAAAUGACACCGCACAUGCAAGGAUUUUAUUAAUUUUAAUCGGCCGACUAAAAUUGCAUUGUGUGCAACAGGCAUGGAGUCGAGCUGGCUAAGUCCUCUCCAAGACUCCUGGUUAUUUGACAAUUUCUGGUCUAAGAUUUUGGUUAAAACUGUCUUUUCAGUUACCAGAUGGUCGGGUAGUGAAAGUGAGUGGUGAAAGAUUCGAAGCGCCUGAAGCUCUCUUCCAACCACAUCUUAUCAAUGUAGAAGGUGUAGGCAUGGCAGAGUUGCUGUUCAACACAAUCCAGGCGGCUGAUAUUGAUACGAGAAUGGAUUUCUACAAACACAUUGUCCUGUCGGGAGGUUCGACCAUGUACCCUGGAUUGCCAAGUAGAUUAGAACGUGAAAUAAAACAACUGUACUUGGAACGAGUAUUGAAGGGAGAUGGAUCCAAAUUAGCUGUAAGUAUUGGACAAUGUUGUCCAAUUUACAUUCUCUAUUUUUGAUAACCAGCGCUGGAUGACAUGAAGAAAAGUGGCAUUUGCAGAUUGAAGCAUUCCGAUCACUGGAUCAUGACUGGAUGACAUGGAGAACAGUGAGAUUUUCAAAACAAUGAAAAGACAAUGAAUGGAACAUUCCGAUCACUGGAUCAUGACUGGAUGGCAUGGAGAACAGUGGGAUUUUAAAAACAAUGAAAAGACAAUGGGACAUUCCGAUCACUAGGACGAGACUGGAUGACAUGGAGAACAAUGAGAUGAUGCGAAUAGGAGAUUAGGAAGAAGAAAAUAUAGGAGAAGUAAACCAUACAGGGCAACUUGAUACAAUUAAUCUUUUCUUUUUCAGAAAUUCAAGAUCCGUAUUGAAGAUCCUCCCCGACGAAAGCACAUGGUGUUCCUUGGCGGUGCCGUGCUUGCCGACAUUAUGAAGGACAAGGAUAACUUCUGGAUAACGAAACAAGAAUACCAGGAGAAGGGCACGAAAUGCUUGGAGAAACUAGGAGUCAGUGUCUAGAAUAGUUCAGAAACAAAGACAAAUUCAUGAAAGAUAUUUGCAUGGGUGUAAUAAACCCUAAAUUUUUCUACUCGUAUAAAUGAUUCAGGCUAAUAAGUUACGGCUAUUCUUAUUCGAAAUAAUCACUACACAAUAAUUUCACCGAGAUGGUUAAAACCAUUUUCUUUAUAAAGUUUAAGUGUUGUAGAAAUAUUCUAUAAAAGAAUUUGAAUUGGUGUACUGCUUAGUUCAAUCACGUUAAGAGUUUAGUACCUGGAAGACUUGAACAUGUACUUUUAAAUUUUCAUAAGUUGGAAAAUGCGUGUGGUACAUUUCUUCUUUGUACUUGUGUGUAGACUGUAAUUUUAUGAUCACAUUUUUCCCAAAACCUCUUUGCAAUUUCGAUACAAAGAACAUUUUUCAUAAAAAAGCUUGCAAAAGUCUCCGCGUACAAGAUACUUUGAGUUGAAGAUGACAGCGUGCUUUGAACCAGGUUUGCACACGAAGUACUUCUGCAUAAUUCGGCCUGAAACGUUCUUUAAAUUGUAUUGUAGUUCACGACGCCUGCUCUGGAAUGUUCCAUUUAUUAAGGCCCAUUUCCACUCGGGAAAAUUUUCCGCGGAAAGAAAAUUUUGCAAAUUUUGAUUGGCCGACACAAAUUUUCCGUUGGAAAAAAAUUUAAGUUGAAAAUUUCCAACUUUUAACAAUGAUAUUUUCGGAAAUUUUUCUGUCCGUGAAAAUUUUUCUUGAGUGGAAAUAGGCCUUUACGCUGCAUUCUGUAAACUUGUUUCGUGCAGUUAUUCAUGAGAAUCUAAUAUGUAAAUUGAAUUUUAUAAAGAAUUUUGAAUAAAUUUCGUGUUUGUUCUAUAGUUUCGUGUUCUAUAGUUGGAGAUAUUAUCUCUG